Messenger RNA from Aspergillus versicolor CBS 583.65, 977 nucleotides. Its product is annotated as nucleolar protein 16. Gene Ontology annotation, biological process: ribosomal large subunit biogenesis. Gene Ontology annotation, cellular component: nucleolus. The record is from RefSeq and is a predicted model, not a curated record. NCBI's taxonomy places the organism in Eukaryota, Fungi, Ascomycota, Eurotiomycetes, Eurotiales, Aspergillaceae. The coding region runs from base 50 to 751 and encodes 233 amino acids. The transcript has 2 exons.
UUCUCGACAACCAGUCGUCAUUUUUGCAUUUGCCCUGCAUACAUUCGAGAUGGGUAAUAUCCGCCAAGCAAAGAAGAAUCGCUCCUCUGCGCCUAAACAGAAACCCAAGCGGUCUGGCGUGCUCAAAAACGGAAAGAAGAAGAUCAAUGUUCUGGGCAAUGCUAUUAUCGCGGAAAAUUGGGACCGCAAGUCGACGCUCACACAAAACUACCGCCGUCUAGGUCUUGUCCAUCGACUCAACGCCCCAACUGGAGGAUCCGAGAGGCGCAAGACUGAGAAUGGCUUGGAGGAGGAGGUCGCGGACUCGCUACACAUCAAGGGCAGUGUGGAUGCCAUGAAAAACGAUGCUGUGAGCGAGUUGAAGGUCGAGCGUGAUCCUGAAACCGGCAAGAUUCUUCGGGUUAUCCGUAAGGAGGACGACCAGGUCGAGGUCGCGGGACGCAAAGUCCGCCGCUCAAACCCGCUUAAUGAUCCACUGGACGAUCUGUCCGACAAUGAUGAAGACCUGACACCGCAAGAGAAAAGGUCCGCGAGUAAGAUUGUGCAGCAGCUUGAAAGGCAAGCCGAUACCGAGGGACAAGCCCCCAAGAAGCCGCGCCACCAAAGCAAACGGGAGGAAGAAUGGAUUGCGAGAUUGGUUGAGCGACACGGCGAUGACUACCAGGCUAUGGCUCGGGACAGGAAACUCAACCCCAUGCAGCAGACGGCAGGUGAUUUACGACGAAGGAUCAACAAGUUUAAGGCGACUUAGGCUUUGAUUGUUUUCUGGUUGAAAGCGCAUAUGCGGCGAAUACGGCGUUAGGUUGAUUUCGGGCAAAAGUGUCUAUAUGGGAUUCUAGAGUUGGUUGAUUGUUGAUGUUCGACCCGUUUACUUUCCAAAUAGACAUGCAAAGUGUGUCUGUAUAGUGCACUGGCAUUGAUAUCCACAUAUAUACUACUAUACCCUCUAAUUACAAUGGGUUCCCUGGUAUUCCGCU